Molecule: messenger RNA, 880 nt
Organism: Nematolebias whitei (Rio pearlfish)
Lineage: Eukaryota; Metazoa; Chordata; Actinopteri; Cyprinodontiformes; Rivulidae
Gene: apoa4a
Product: apolipoprotein A-IV a
Exons: 4
Coding region: 58-822 (254 amino acids)
Biological process (GO): cholesterol efflux; cholesterol homeostasis; lipoprotein metabolic process
Cellular component (GO): blood microparticle; high-density lipoprotein particle; chylomicron
Molecular function (GO): phospholipid binding; phosphatidylcholine-sterol O-acyltransferase activator activity; cholesterol binding
Source: RefSeq, a predicted model, not a curated record
CUGACUCCUCCGACUCUGAACAACAGACCUGCUGCCUCGAAAGGGCUGAGUUCAACGAUGAAGGUUCUGGUGGUUCUCGCUCUUUUCUGCGUUUGCAACGCCAACAUCCUGUGGCCCGAGCCGCAGAAAACCAACCUGGACGUGGUGAAAGAUGCUUUCUGGGACUACGUCGCCAAGGCAACGCAAACCGCCGAGGAUAACCUGAAGCUGAUCCGAGAGUCCGACCUGGGACUGGAAGUCAACACCAGGAUCGCUCAGAGCUCCGAGACCGUGAACCACUACAUGGGGGCUCUGCAGACCCACAUGGCUCCCGUGACUCAAGACUUCCUGACCCGGUUCACCCAGGAGGCCGAGCAGCUGAAGGCCCGCCUGGAGAACGACAUGACGUCCGUCAGCACCAACAUGAGACCCUACGCCGAGCAGCUGGUGGAGAAGAUCCAGACCCAGGUGGAGGAGCUGCGGAAGGAGGCGGCCCCCUAUGCCGAGUCCAUGAACCCCGAGGCCCUGAAGGCGGUCCUGCUGCAGAAGAGUCAGGAGCUGAAGGGGCAGCUGGAGACCAAUGUGAACCAGGUGCUGGACCAGAUGGCACCCCUCAACGAGGAGAUCAAGCAGAAGAUGGAGCGGAGCCUGGAGGACUUCCAGGGCAGCAUGAUCCCCCUGGCCUCAAGCUUCGAGACCCAGCUGGCCCAGAAGACCCAGGAGAUCCAGCAGAACCUGGUUCCCUUUGGAGAGGACCUGAAGGCUAAGCUGGACUCGAGUGCUCAGGACCUGCAGGCCCAGCUGACCGCUCUGUGGGAGUCCUUCACCCAGAAGACCCAGUAGACGGACUCGAAAUAUUUAUUCAACUUCUGCUCAGGAAAUAAAAACGUCCAGUUCUGAA